Molecule: messenger RNA, 2841 nt
Organism: Oncorhynchus mykiss (rainbow trout)
Lineage: Eukaryota; Metazoa; Chordata; Actinopteri; Salmoniformes; Salmonidae
Source: RefSeq, a predicted model, not a curated record
GCUGUAUUCCUGUCUCUAUCCGGUUAAACAGCUGGGUCUCUGCACGGAGAGAGACAAACGUGAUUCUGCUCUGCUGUGUGUGUGACAGAGGCGACAUGUCGAGGAUAAAAAAUAUUGGGAUUAUUGCUUUUCUAAUGCCUUCGCUUUAGAAGGCAUUACAUAAGAAAAUAAAAAGGAUGAGAUGAGGCCUACGAAGACGAGACAUCCACAUCGCCACAUGAAAUGAUGAGCGCCAAUUCGAAUCAAACACGCAAGGACUGGGGAUUGCCAUUUAUGAAGGAGGUGCAGAAUUUCAUUAACAUAUGGAGCUUUUGUUAACGAUUUGUUUUUCGUUGGUCUGUUUUAGCCCAGAAUACCAUCGAAAAACUGCCGUUAUGUUUCAUCUCUGGGGAUAAGACGAGAAAGCUGAGCCUUGACCUUAUUCAGACUGCCUUCCAUUGGCUCUGGAGGAGGUGGGCUGAAUCAUCCUGACUUGAGAGGUUCUGUCUUACAUCAACAAGCUAUGGAGUGGAACCUCUUGCUCAAGCGGCUCAAGGUCGAGGUACAUCUAAGGACAUUUGACCAGUAGGGUCUACCAACUCCUGAUUCCUGUUCCUCUCGUUCUGAGAAUUAUUGUAGAUCACAAUAAUUGUUUUGCUGAGAUGAGUAGACAAGGGGGUAUGAUACUGGGAUAGAAUGCUUUACACCAGAGCUCUGUAUAUGUUUGGAGCCAGCGGCAGGCUGAGAUAAAGAGGGGAUCGAUGGCCAAGCCCCUCUACAGACUGCAGCGUUUCCUCCGAAGGGCUCAGCUGUUCCUGCUUUUCCUGGGUGUGGCCUACAUCAUGGCUGGGAGCGUCCUGCUGCUCCAACGGGCCAGCCUGGUGGUGACCCAGCGAGGGGCCACCAGCCCUCCACUGCCCUCCCUGCCCUCCAUACCCUCACCACCCCGGGCCGUGGAGCUGGGGAUGCCACCCGUGAGGGUAGGAGGCUACGGGGGCAGGAGCUCACGGAUCAUGGCCAGGGGGCAGGGGUACCAGCCUGGGAGCCUGUUGGACAACAGGACUGGAGCACGCUGGCUCAUGUCGAGGAAUCUGGAGAUCCGACACCUGCGGCGGCGCUGGUUCCACAGCCUGAUGACGGAGAAGGAUAUGUCACAGGUGGAGAGGAGCACCCCCAGGAGGAAUGUGCCUCACAAAGGUUCUUACAUAGGCUGCUUUCUGGAUAAUUCCAAGGAGCGGGCUUUAAGGGGGUCUGUAUUUACUGAUUUCCGCAAAAUGACCAGCACCAUGUGCCAGGAUACCUGCUCAGCGAGUGGCUACCAGUUUGCUGGUCUGGAGUAUGGGUCGGAGUGUUACUGUGGCAACCACAUCACCAGCCUACGUGUGAGAGACAAGGAAUGUAACUUGGACUGUAAAGGGGAGAAAGGCUCGCUCUGUGGCGGUGUUGGGCGCCUGUCAGUAUUCACGGUGGAGGAUAUGCUUCCAGGCCAGAGGAGAUACAGGAACGUGCGAUACCGCGGCUGCUUCAGGGAGCCUGAGAACAGCUCCUCUACAUCUCUGGUCCAUGUGCUCCAGCUCAACCUCACCUCCCAGUCCUGCAUAGAGGCCUGCAUGAACAAGGAGUUUCCACUGGCUAUGCUGAGGAGUCCGGACUGUUUCUGUGGUUACGCUACUCCUGACUUCACUCUCCAUGAGCCGGCUGAGGAGGAGCACUGUUCACAGAGCAACACCACUGAAGCUUCCUUACCAUCAACCCUCCAGCACUUCUACCAGGUCUACCAGACACCUGUCCAAGACUCCAGAUGCACAGAGAAGAAUUUCCUACCAGAGAAGUCCAGUUCAUUGGUAGCGCUUUCCAGCUUCCCAGGAGCAGGCAACACCUGGGUCAGACACCUCAUAGAGUUGGCCACAGGAUACUACACAGGCAGCUACUACUUCGAUGGGACCCUUUACAACAGAGGCUUCAAAGGCGAGAAGGAUUACUGGAAGAGUGGUCGGACCAUUUGUGUGAAAACACAUGAAAGUGGGAGGAGAGAGAUAGAGAUGUAUGACUCUGUCAUCCUGCUGAUCAGGAGCCCGUACCGUUCCCUCAUGGCUGAGUUCAACAGGAAGUGUGCAGGACAUCUGGGAUACGCCUCUGAUCAGCACUGGAAGACCAAAGAGUGGCCUGAGUUUGUGAGCAGCUACGCCUCCUGGUGGGCAUCCCACGUACUGGACUGGCUGCGGUUCGGCCAACGGGUCCUAGUGGUCCACUUCGAGGAACUCCAGACAGCGCUGGUGCCCCGACUACGAUCCAUCGCCUCCUUCCUCAACACCACAGUGACCGAGGACAGACUGCUGUGUGCCGAGAGCAACCAGGAUGGACACUUUAAACGCUCCGGGGCCCGGCAGCCCACCUUCGACCCCUUCACACCCGACAUGAGAGGACUGAUAGACGGGCUGAUCCGUGCUGUGGACCAGGCUCUCCGGGACAGCAACCACACAGGUCUUCCACUGGAGUAUCUGCCCAGAUGAUGGACCGCUAAACUCUGAUAACCCUGAUCUCUACCUUGUCCACUACCCUGUCCCUCCUCAGUUUUCACUGCCUUAAAGCUGUGGUGGCACGGAUGGAUGGAUACCCCCAAUCCAACUCAAGAGAAAGCGUUUCAAAUCAGGAACGUGCCCUGCAAAGGAAACAUAGAGGCUAUUCUCACAAAGCACUUUUUAUGCUUUAGAAACGCUGGUUUAUUAAAGCUCUGUUUUUCUGUUUUAGAUGUGUUUUGGUUUUUGGGACAUUGCCUUAUUGGAGGUAAACUGAUAAGUGUACCAAACAACGGAAACAGUUUCCUCUGUUUUAAAUCAACUCAAAAUAAACUGUAGGCUA